This is a messenger RNA of Lasiodiplodia theobromae, 1788 nucleotides long. Its product is annotated as Deacetylase complex subunit. The coding region runs from base 1 to 1788 and encodes 595 amino acids. The record is from RefSeq and is a predicted model, not a curated record. The transcript is spliced from 2 exons. NCBI's taxonomy places the organism in Eukaryota, Fungi, Ascomycota, Dothideomycetes, Botryosphaeriales, Botryosphaeriaceae.
AUGGACCACCAUCGGCCGGCUGGCCUUUCUGAUCUGUUGGAUCUGCGCCAAACCUUACCGAGUGACUUCGACCACAAGCGCCGCUUCACCUCACCCUCACCUCCGCCCGCCCAUGGGCGCGUCGACCUAGCUGGGUCCUCGGGCGAGCUGCCUGCCCCAUCUCCAUCUCUCUUGCCCGCCUUGCUUCCCGACCCUGCUCCCGUGCCCGGCUUCGCAACAGCCACGCCGACGCCGACUCACGACCAGCCCCGGCCCGACUUGGCCAUCGCUGGAGCCCUUCCAUGCUCCAGUGUGUCUCUGCCCUCGUCGCCGCGCCUGCUCAAGUCGGCCCCCAGCCUGCGCCUGCCCUCAUUUGACCUGCUGGGAAUUGCCGCCCCGCAUCCCGACCGCUUCCAGCCCGACGCCGCCCGCUUCUUCGAGCCCGUAGGCGCCGGCCCUCUCUCCAAGCCAGACGAUCCGCUUCAUGCACGGAGCCCUACGGCCACGCGGAGCUCGGAGAUAGUCGACAAGCUCCCGCUGCCUAGUCCGCGCCUGGCGAAAAAAGACCAGCCCGCGACGACGCUGCCCACGCCGCCACCCGACCUGGGCGCCAAUUAUUGGGGCAACAUUUCCCAUGUCCGCACUACCGCCAUGGAAUCUCCAGCGAGGUCGGACCCGGAGAGGACGUCCCCUGGCAUUGUUCCCCAGCCCGUCGUCGUGCCUGCACCGCAACAUCCACCCGCCGAGACCGCUCCGCGGGAGAGCGACCGCGCCUUUGGCUGGCUCGACGACGGCCUGCAGACCAUCAUCGCUGAUCUGGGCGCCGUCACUGGAUCCAGCAAUUUCGUCAGAAUCCUCUCACAUGCUCUGCCCUGCCCCUCGCCCAAAGGGCAGGCUUUCCCGCAAAUAAUCCAAGCCCUGCACCAAGCAAUACCCCCCGCCUCGACAGUAUGGAUCAACGUCUUCCACGCCGUCCCCGGCCGCUUCAGCAUGGCCGAUCUGCCCACCUCACCACCAAGCACGCCAGGCCCGCCGGUAGGAGGGGAGGACUACUUCACCACCAAAGUGUUCGAUAGCGCUGUCCAGGUCACGGACUACGAGGGCGAGGUGAAAGCUGCGCGAUCGCCGCGACCCGUCGUUCCGCCGGGCUCGGUCGAUGUCUCCAUCGUCGAGCGCUACAUCCCGCCAACGAGCCCCUCGGAAUUCGCCGGACUCUACUCGACGAGCGGGUCGCGAUCGCUACUGCUGGACCGGCUAGCCGAAAUAUCAAUCGAUCAUGGCCACUUGCUGUUCAUCUAUCCAACCAGAACCGGCGGCCGCGCUUUCAUGAACAGCUACCUGGGGCCCGUCUUGGACCCCAUUCUCCGCUCCAUGCACGUCGUUCAUGAUCUGUCUGCCGAUCUGGGCUCGUCAUUGGGCCACAUGGCCGCGGUGGAGCACCUUCACGAAUUCGAGGACAUGUAUCGGCGACUGGGGACCUUUUUGCAUCACCUGAACAACGGGAGAACGUCAGACCGCUUCAAGCUGGCUGGGUCCCACUUUUCCAUCGUAUACGCGAAAAAACAAGAGGCGCGUCUUUCAAGAGAGGUGUGGGCAAGCGAUUGGUGGAUCAAGCAGGAAAAGCCCAGAGUUCGGGACGCUGUGAGCAAAUAUUUCCGUCUUGCCCACAAGCUACCACCGGAAGACCGGGUGAUGCCCACGGCUUUGAUCCAAGAGCUUCUGGACGGCGUUGCGGCGAAGCCCUACGAAUUCGGGGAGCCAAAGAAAGGAGUUGAAGUCGGAGUCUUCGUAAUCAGGAGGUCAAGGUAA